UAUUUAUCAAAUAAAAAACUUUUAUUUUCUGUAGAAAAAUGAAGCUAGAGUGUCACAGAUUCAUCGUCAUCAAAGAUCUCGGAGCAGAAGAGGUUGAGAGCUGUUUCUUGUGAAGGAUUGCUCAUAGAGACCAUCAGGUUCCCACACAGCAGAAGUCUGUUGGAGCGUCUUUACUUUGCAGCAUGAACACACCAAGCAAGACUGGAGCUUCAGUUCAGAUGUGGGAUCGCCCUGCGCGUCUUUUCCUGCGCAAUCUAAAUAUAAAUCGGUGACAAAUGAGUCCGAAUAGUCUCCAGCAGUCCAACUGUGGUGUGGGGGAGGUGCUGAAAGAACAGCUCCUUCUCCACAAGUUGGAUCUGGAGCCGUCGGGAGAGCGCGCGCUCCGCCGCAGCUCCUCACCAUGAAGCGGCAGAACGCCCGGACUCUCGCCCUCAUCGUCAGCAUCCUCACCUACCUGGUGGUCGGCGCGGCCGUCUUCGAGACUCUGGAGUCCAAACAGGAGAGGAGUCACCGCAGGAAGCUGGAGGCGAGGAAGUACGAACUUCUGCGCAGGUACAACCUGACCAGAACCAACUUCGAGGAGCUGGAGCUCGUGGUUCUGCAGCUCAAGCCGCACAAAGCCGGAGUCCAGUGGAAGUUCGCCGGAUCCUUCUACUUCGCCAUCACUGUGAUCACGACCAUAGGUUACGGCCACGCGGCGCCCAGCACAGACUCGGGGAAGGUGUUCUGCAUGUUCUAUGCCCUGCUGGGGAUCCCGCUCACCCUGGUCAUGUUCCAGAGCCUGGGGGAGCGCAUCAACACGAUGGUCAGGUACCUACUGCACCAAAGCAAGAAGGGGCUGGGGCUGCGGCAGACCCAGGUGUCCAUGGCCAACAUGGUGACGGUGGGCUUCUUCUCCUGCCUGAGCACGCUGUGUGUGGGCGCCGCGGCCUUCUCGCACUGCGAGGGAUGGAGCUUCCUCCACGCCUUCUACUACUGCUUCAUCACGCUCACCACCAUCGGGUUUGGAGAUUACGUGGCGCUGCAGAGGGACGACGCCCUGCAGAACGACCCUCGCUAUGUCGCUUUCUGCUUCAUCUACAUCCUCAUGGGCCUGACGGUGAUCGGAGCCUUCCUGAACCUGGUCGUGCUCCGCUUCCUGACCAUGAACGCCGAGGACGAGCGGCGGGACGCCAGGGAGAAGGCUUUGGUGUCAGUCAACAAGCCCAGAGGGGAGGUGGCUUGUCUCCUCCCCAUCUCGGCCGCCUCCACACCUGUAGCAGACCAAGCCUCCAGGGCGAAAGAUUCUAAAGGUGCUUACACCGAGGUGCUGCAUUUCCAAACUAUCUGCUCCUGCUUGUGGUACAGGAGCACGGAGAAGCUCCAGGGCUCUGCUGCGUACCCUCAAGAGCUGGCGUUCUCGGACCCCUACCUGCAGAGGAGCAGUCCUCACCCCGUGGAGCCUGGAUCCACUGGCUGCGUCUGCAGUCCGCGUCAGUGCACCAGCAUUCGCUCCAUCACCACAGGCCUGCAGCUGCUCUCUCCGUUCAGGGUGUUCAGGAGGCGCAGCUCCGUGUAGCUCUGCAGAACAGCAGCUCUGUGCUCCUCCUUUGGAGGACUUUGGGGUGAACUGAUGAUUGUGGUGCUAUGACCCCCUUACCUCCACCAGAGAUCCAGUGUUUAUGUUCUUUGAUUUAUAGUAACUUUUCAACCGUUAACACGAUCAACGUCAUUCCAGUAGAUGCUUUUCUCCUUCAGAAUCUACUGGAAUUACGUUGAUCUUGUUAAAGAUUUUGUGUUUAAGUGUCACGGGCGACACCUCAGUUGUUAAAGGGUAAAAUGUUGGAGGGAUUUCUUUAAGGUUUCCUUUACAAUAAAGUCCUUCACAACUGAGGUGCAUAUGAGCAGAUGACUGCAGGUCAGUCCAAACCCUAUUGACUGUAUUUGAGAAUUGGACUGAGUGACCCCUCCCCCCCCUGACAUUCCAAACAGGAAGUACGUGCUCGUUCCAAGAAGCCAAAAUCCCAUAGACUUCUAUAAAGAAAUACUUUAUAUUCACCAGAAUAACUAUUCUGGUUCUGAAACCAUACUUUAAAAUGUCAUUGAUAAUGCUUAUUUGUUAUAAUAUACUUGCCUUUAUGGGAAGUUAUUUAAAUUAUAAACUGACCAAUCAGAUGCCUCAUUAAAACCAACACAUUCUUAUUCCCUAGUCGUCACUUAUUGACGUUUGGUUAAGGACUCCUACAAGUCACUUUUUGAUGUUUUGAGUGUCCCCAACUCGUCGUUUUUUGAUGUGUUGGCUGUUUGUAAGGGUUCGCAACUGUCGGGGCGUGGUACCGGAUGCAAUACCGAAUGCACACUGGUCCUUGUACCUGGUACCCUAACCCAGUGCUGGUACCCUAACCAUAACCCGGUACUGGUUCGCAUCCAGUAUAGCCUCCGGUUCGUGCCCAGUACCGCAUCUGGUACUGGUUUGGGUCUGUUACCGCAUCUGGUACUUGUUUAGGUCAGGUAAUGCAUCUGGUACUUGUUUGGGUCCGGUACCACAUCUGGUACUGAUUUGGGUCCGGUAUCGCAUUUGUUCCAGUGUCGGGUUAGGGUUAGGGUACAGGGGGGCCGCUAGGGAUCUUGGGCCCCAUGAAAAUCAGUUUAUAUGGCCCCUAACACAGCAGCAAAUUUGUAUCAGGGGGCCUUGUGGGACCCCCUUCGUCUGGGCCCCUAGAAUCAGCCACAUUUACCCCCUCCCCCCCUUUUGGCACCCCAGGGUACUAGUGCAUUACGGGUUGCAGUGCUGGACUGGUUCUGGUUCGUGGCCUGGAGGUUGGGGAUCAGAUUGGAACAGCCAGUACGUUGAAAAACGAUGACUUUGAGACACCCAAGACGUGACCCGGAGUGAUCCUCAACCAAGCGUCAAUAUGUGACAAGUUAGGAGUGAGAAUGUGUUGAAAAAUCACGUCAACAUUUGAAAUGUUGGAUUGACUGAUUCUCGAGAGCCCUCUUUCCGUGGGAGGGCUUCCAACAAGCUUACUCCUGAUUGGCCCAAGUGGUUGCAUAGAACGUUGAUUGAGACCGACUCGGACCAAUCACUGCUUAUUAAUCAUCUGGCUCCAACAUGGCGGUAUCCAUAUCUUAAAAAAAGAAAAAGGAAACAGAAUUGACUUUACUUCUUUGGAGCUGGAAGUAAGUCAUUUUCCAUACAUGAUGUCACACUCACUCUGUCCAGUGUUCAUUUACAGUCAAUGCCAAACCCCCACACCCCUGUCAUCUACAGAUGGAAACUCUUUUACAGGCUUCAUGUAUGCAGCAGCGACUGAGCCUUCCAGCUGCUCUUCAGUUUUACUUCAGAGGUCAGGAGGUUACUUUCAAAUGAGAAUCUGGUUCUUCAGCGCUUACAGCAUCCCGUGCAUCAUUAUUACAGUCAAAUUUGACUCAAAUAUUUGUAAAAAGGAUUCACUUUGUUUAGAUGAAACAUGUUCGGCUCCUAUAACAAAUCUGGACAUGAUCUCUGGAUGUGUGGACAGAAUCUGUCAGAUCUUUGGUCAGAAACAGCUUUGAAGGGUUGAAAUGAGUUUAUCACUGUAGCAAAUCACUGAAGGUAAUCCAAGCAAAGUUUAGUCUUCUGUUCAUGUCUUGAAAGGCUCGUGUCUUCCUGUCAUCUAGUCUUCAUGUCAAUGGGUCUUUUUCAAUUCAUGUGUUCAUGUCUUCUGACCCAUAUGUGUGUGUUUUUGUCUUUAUAUCUUUGUGUCCUCAUGUCCCCUGAAGAUCAAAUCCCACUAAUAAAUCACUCAAUGCAGAAACGUAUAAAAGAUCACAACAACAGUUAAUAAAAAGAAACAUUUUGGAAAACAAUGGUUAUUUUAGGAAAUUAAAAAAAAUGAAGCAGUAGAAGAAAUCAGAAGAGGUAGGUACUGUCACUGAUUGGAUGAUGAUGUUUGUUCAUCAUUUCAUUCUCAAGUUAUUUAAUAUGAAACAAUACUGAAUAUUUCUCCAUACUAAUACUUUAUAGAUCCAUUUGAAAAAACUCAAACGUCAUCAUCCAAUCAGCGAUGUUGUUUCUUUUAUUUGUUUUUUUUUGUUGUUCUUGUUUGAAAAAAAAAUAGUACCGACCUUUACCAAUUUCCUACUGUUACUUAUUUUCAAAACAUUGGAUUUUGAUUUCUCGAAAUUACUUUUCUGAAACUGUAAUUGUGUUUUCACCUCUAAAAUGUAAUGUUUUUCACUAUUUGCUUUUUUUUUUUUUGAAUUGUUGUUGUGAUCUUUGAUUUGAGUGAUUUGAUGUUUUUUUAUCCUCAUGUCUUCACAUCUGUGUACGUUUUUAUCUUCAUAACCCUUUUGUCUUCAGGCUGUCUUAUCUAUAAGGGAGUCUGUUCCACAGAGGAGACAUCAAAACCAAAAAAGUGAAUCCACUCCAAAGGUUUCUAAUCCCAGGAACCGUUAAAACCCAAACGUGAAGCAGAACUCAUAACAAUCUGAUAAAGGCUUUAAGGACCAGGUAAGAGAUCCUGGACUAGAUGGAGCCUUAUGGGUCUGUCAUGAGGAGGUCAAAGGUGAUUAAAACUGCAUUCAGACUGUGUGAAACGUGACCAAAAGGUUUUGGUUCCACAGCUGCAGAACCAACUGCUGUGGAGGUCAGAGGACCUGCUGACGACUUCUCUUUCCCCUGAAUGUCCUCCUGAUAAACAAAUCCUCAUGCCAACAGACGCUCUUCCCCUCGAACCGUUCAGAACAGCCCUGAUUUGAUAUUUUGGCUCAAAUCAAAACUCUUUUUCAGCUUCCUUCCCUCUGGACAGAACCGGGCGACCCAAUUCUUCACGCUUCCAGUCCUGAUAGGCUGGUUCUGGCGUGACGUUUGGAGCACAUGGAGGCCACAGUGGGACCCCCACCCGCUCACUCCACUUUCACCCUCAGAGAGGGACACUGAAUACUCUGUUGUGAUCAGAGGUGGUGCUUCAACACAGACGAGCGCGCAAACACAUCUGGAUCGAAGCUUUUUUAGGGACAGUCUGGAACAGGAAGUGAGGUCGGCCGUCAUUCAUGAGCAAUAACAUCACAAUAGGAUGGUGGCGAUGGAGCGCUCCCUCUCCUGGUUCCUCUGAGAUUAUCUGUUCAUUUCCAGCACAAAGUGUUGACCUCAUGAGCUGCAACUCCUACAGCCAGUCUGUUGGUUUUUAAGUCAGAGUCAGGCAGAGGACCACCUACUCGUUGACUCAUUUUACAGCCCAACAAUUAGCCAGAACCAAGCCGGACCGACACCAACAGCUUCUGCACCAGAACCAGCAAAGCUCCUUCGUGUUGUUGAUUCAUCUGAAGCGAAAAGCUGCUGUGUCUGCAGGAAUUCACAACCAGCAGCCCUGAAACCCCAAAAGCAUUGAUGGGGUUUGCACUGUAGCUCCUUGAAUACGGUGGAGCAACAGCUUCACCUGUACUUCUGGAACAGCUGAUGUAAAAGAGGAGGUCAUCACAUAAAAAAGGAGAAAGACCUGAACUCGUCUUUUCUGCAGCAAUGAUGUCAGAUAAUGUUUGAUUUGGAUAAAGAGUCCAAUAAAGGAAGUUCUCCGUUUC
This is a messenger RNA of Oryzias melastigma (Indian medaka), 5541 nucleotides long. RefSeq names its product potassium channel, subfamily K, member 3b (gene kcnk3b). Gene Ontology annotation, biological process: potassium ion transmembrane transport; stabilization of membrane potential. The transcript has 2 exons. Gene Ontology annotation, molecular function: potassium ion leak channel activity; open rectifier potassium channel activity. Gene Ontology annotation, cellular component: membrane. The record is from RefSeq and is a predicted model, not a curated record. Bases 401 to 1558 code for a protein of 385 amino acids. Lineage: Eukaryota; Metazoa; Chordata; Actinopteri; Beloniformes; Adrianichthyidae.